This is a messenger RNA of Gryllus bimaculatus (two-spotted cricket), 348 nucleotides long. NCBI's taxonomy places the organism in Eukaryota, Metazoa, Arthropoda, Insecta, Orthoptera, Gryllidae. The record is from the annotation of a GenBank genome assembly.
UAUAAUUUAAUUUAUUUUUGGGUGAUUUUCUUUUCGACGUACAAACAAGUGCGUUUUUUAACGGACGAGGCGUCGGCAGUGUGCGUGUGUGUAGUGAGCGGUCGUGGAAGUACUGUAGAAGCCGCAGCAAUGGUUCGGUCCGGGCGGACGGUGCGGUGUACGGCAGUGAUGCUGGCCGCCGUGUUCAGUGCGACUGCGUUGCUGUGCAGCUUGUGCCCCGGUGUGGAUGCGUUCAACGUGGACGUGGACCACAUCGUGCGCUAUUCCGGAAGAGGCGCCGACGACAUGUUCGGCUUCAGCGUGGCCCUGCAUAAAGAGUCUCAGUCCGGAGAGAGCUGUUAUUCCUGA